AUGGCGGCGCCUCAGGACUUCAAGUCACUGCAGGACGGAGUCCAGAACUCCUUGGUUGCCACCGUAAAAUACGCCAACCGAAUCGCCGCCGAAGACCUCAGCUUCCAACGGACCGUCAACCCGGAUGCCGCCGAGCAGCUCGACGAAAAUUCGUCCCGCCUUCUUGAGCUCUCUACUCGCCUUUUGCAGUCAGCUGCGCGCGCCUGUGGUGUCGCCGCCCCGACGCUCAAGGAUGCGGACGACAUUGAUUUAAAUUGGCAGGGUGUCGUUGACGUCGUCGACUCGGUCCUCGAAAAGGCCGACACGGCUCUCGACGAAUAUACCGGGCUCAUCAAGCGCAAAGAACCACCUUCAGAUGCUACCCCUAAGCCAAAGAAAGCGAAACCCACGAACAAAGUCAUACGAAAUGCCAACGUGGUUAAACCCCAAGUCACUUUCGAACUGCAACCCGACAAUUUUCCCACUGGUCCCUGGAAGCCGAUUCUCACAAAGAAGCCUCAUGCUAUUGUACCUUUGGAGGAGAGUCUCAUCACAUUUACCGACGAAAAUGGUUCGACACAAUACAAGCACCCAUACGAGCCUGAAAUUUUGCAAAUGGCCUAUCCCGAUAGCAUUUUCAAAGUGGCGAAGCCCAUCCCGUGGCAGCCUGUCGAGACAACCACGGCAAAAUGGGUCGAUACAUACGAAGGCGUACUCGAAAUGCUUCAGGAGCUGAAGAAGUCAAAGGAGCUCGCCAUCGAUCUCGAGCAUCAUGACUUCCGAACAUACACGGGUCUUGUUUCUCUCAUGCAGAUUAGCACCCGACAGCAGGACUGGAUCGUCGACACUCUUCAACCUUGGCGCCACAAGCUCGAGAUACUCAACGAGGCUUUCGCGGACCCUUCAAUUAUAAAGGUCUUCCACGGCGCGUACAUGGACAUGGUUUGGCUCCAGCGCGACUUGGGUCUUUACGUCAAUGGUCUUUUCGACACUUUCUUUGCUUGCGAGCAACUGGGUUACUCGGGCCGUAGCCUCGCCUUUUUGCUCUCCAAAUUUGCCGAUUUUGAUGCUGAUAAGCAGUAUCAGCUGGCCGACUGGCGCAUUCGCCCAAUCCCGGAAGAAAUGCUCUACUAUGCGCGUUCCGAUACUCAUUACCUGCUCCACAUAUAUGACCAAGUUCGCAAUGACCUCGUCUCUUCAUCGAACCGAAGCGCACCAGAGCAGGACCUCAUAGGUCGUGCUCUGCAGAAAUCGAAAGAUCUUUCCCUGUCUCGACACGUACACGCAGGCUACCAAGAGGAGAAUGGGGAAGGCCCACGCGGCUGGUACAACUACCUGCUGAAGCAUUCACAUCUGUCCUAUGACGCAGCACAAUUCACCAUGUUCAAGACUAUUUGGAAGUGGCGUGAUGAUACGGCGAGAAAAGAAGAUGAAAGUCCCAACUUCGUUCUAGGGACGAACCAUCUGGCUGACAUCUGCCGUGCCAAUCCUCCAGACGCCAAAGCUCUUCACAGCCUAAUGCCUCUCACAGCGCCUUUGGCCAGAUCGAGAAUCAACGAGAUAUGGGCGCGCGUUUUGGAAGCUAGUCAAAAUCCGGGACCCAGCCUGCUGCAAUUCUUUGCAAGUAUUGCCCCGGACGCGGCUACUAGAGACGCGCUGCCCAAGCCAGGCCGCGACCUCACAAAAUUGCCAGACCUUGGCGGUAAGAUUGCCUACAGAAACCUGCCACGCUCGCGCUUGUUCGGUGAUAUGCCCAUCAGCUCCCUAUGGGAUGGCUCACGGGACGUGGAUGAGGAGCUGAAGGGGGAAGUGCCCUUCCCUUGGCAAAGGUUCGUUGUCUCUGUUCAAGAGGGUGCAGAAGUGGAAGAAGAUACUACUUCGCCUGCAGAGCCCGAAACUCCUGCGCCUGCGCUGCCUGCCCCUAUAGAGGAGGACGAAGAGUUUACAUUGAAACGCGGAACAAAACGCAAGUCAGAAUCUGCGCCUGAUGUCGAAUCGGAAACAAGCGAGGAUUCCGACUCUGACGAGGAUGAGGAGGGUGAUACGCGAAUGGAGCCAGCGCUCGCCGAUGGUAUAAUUGAUAUUGAUGAUGAACAAAGCAAGCCGAGGAAGCAGCGCAAGGCUUCCAAGAAGCAGGCUGCACAGGAAAUACAGCAGAAGCGAGAAGCUAGACGGGCCAAGAAGGCGCAGCGCCAGGCAGAAAAGCAACAGAAAAAGUCGGCAGCAGGGACCAAGUACAAUGCGGUGCCGUUCGAUUAUAGCAGCGCGGCAUCUGUCAUGCACGCCAAGCGUGACGGUGCUGCGGCCGCUCGCCCAGCGAAGCCGCAAAAGGUGUUUGAUCCAUACUCCAAGACUGGAGACGAGCCAAUGAAGGGCGCGAGAAAGGCGCCACCAAUUAGGGGAGAGAGGAGUGCUACGUUCAAGAAAUAA
Beauveria bassiana ARSEF 2860 is the source of this 2409-nucleotide messenger RNA. RefSeq names its product 3'-5' exonuclease. Lineage: Eukaryota; Fungi; Ascomycota; Sordariomycetes; Hypocreales; Cordycipitaceae. Gene Ontology annotation, molecular function: nucleotide binding; nucleic acid binding; 3'-5'-RNA exonuclease activity. The record is from RefSeq and is a predicted model, not a curated record. Gene Ontology annotation, cellular component: nuclear exosome (RNase complex); nucleolus. The transcript is spliced from 3 exons. The coding region runs from base 1 to 2409 and encodes 802 amino acids. Gene Ontology annotation, biological process: nuclear polyadenylation-dependent rRNA catabolic process; TRAMP-dependent tRNA surveillance pathway; poly(A)-dependent snoRNA 3'-end processing.